AUAGACGAUACAAAAUUUUGUUGUCGCGUUGUCAAAAGAAAAGAAGGAAACUCCUGCAAAAAAGAGUUUUCCCUGGCUGCCACACAAGCUUUUCUGAAUAACUAAGGACAGGAAAAGAGUGUAUAAAGUAAAUUGAAAAUGGGCAAAAAGGAGGAAAAGGCACAGCCGGGAGAUGAGCUCGUCAAGGUCAACAAAUGGGAUGGAUCUGCAGUGAAGCACGCGCUAGAUGAUGCAGUGAAAACCUGCCUCCUGGGCGAUCGUCCCCAGUUGAAGGAACAAUUCGGCCUGGUCAACACCCGCUUGGCCCUUUGCGCCCUCGCCGUGCUCGUGGCCAUCAUGGCUCACGCUUGGGACUUCACCCACCCCUUCCCAGAAUCCCGUCCAGUGCUUCUAUUCAGCGUUCUCGCUUACUUCGCUCUCCUCGGCAUCCUUACCCUCCAUUCCAGUUUCCGCGAAAAGGGCACCUUUGCGGUAGCCCUGCAGAAGGACAAGGAACGAGAGCGCCUGUGGGAGGCCAGCUCAGACAUGCGAAAAUAUGACGACAAGUAUCUGCUGACUCUCAGCGUCCGGGACUCUAAAAAUGGCAAACGGCGCGAGCAGAGCAGCAACAAGUCUUGCGCUGCCUUCAUCGAUCAGAACGGCAUCGUUCUGGACAAUCUGGUGGCCAACGAGGUCAACCGUCUGUUCAAUUCCCUCGCCGCCGACAAGAAGGACAAGUAGCUGGAAGAGGAGCAAGUCCCAGGAGCAGUCAGCUAAACCCACAUCUUUUUUUUUAUUCUUAAACCAAAUUCCUCACUUUAUGUCUCAUUAAAUUACACUUUUGUGGUAA
Drosophila eugracilis is the source of this 829-nucleotide messenger RNA. RefSeq names its product signal peptidase complex subunit 2 (gene Spase25). The transcript is spliced from 2 exons. Bases 139 to 720 code for a protein of 193 amino acids. Gene Ontology annotation, biological process: protein targeting to ER. Lineage: Eukaryota; Metazoa; Arthropoda; Insecta; Diptera; Drosophilidae. The record is from RefSeq and is a predicted model, not a curated record. Gene Ontology annotation, cellular component: signal peptidase complex; membrane.